AUGGCCGACUUUCUCCGGGGCCGCAAUGGCAUGCCGGUCCGGCAAGCGAUCGAGCUCGGGAAGCGCGUCGAGUUCUUCCGCGGUGACAAGCUCGGCAAGUUCCUCAUCAACCACGACUCGGCGAGCAAGUACUGCGUGGCGCCGGUCACCUCCAAGGACGACGCGCUCGAGAUGGGUCGUCUCCUCGUGACGCAUGGCUUCAUCCACAAGUCGGAGCGCGAUGCCAAGAACAAGAAGCUCUUGCAGCCGUCGCAGAGCCACGAGUUUACGGCCGACGGCUUCUACACGUGGAUGUACGAUGGCCCCAAGACCGUCACGUUCCUCAUUGUCAUCAUCGUCUUCUGUAUCGUGCGGCUCUUCGCCUUCUUUAUCCUCUGGCUCGCGGGCAUUGAGUUUUGGUUUCUGCCCAACAUCUUUGACGACAACCUCGGCGUCAUUGACUCGUUCAAGCCGCUCUACAGCCUCCGCAAGACAGACCCGUCGGAGACCAAGUACCGCGCCUUGGCGCUUCUUGCGUUUAUCGGCUUUUGCAUCUGGGUCGCGCAGCAGCCGACCGACUUUGACGAGUACAUGGCGCUCACCAAGCAGUUUACGGACGAUGUGUACAGCGGGAAGCUCCUCGACGACAUGAGCCAGAAGGACAAGGAAGACAUUGACAAGCUCAAGGUCCCCGACCUCGAAGAGCUCAUGCGCGACGACGCGUCCGACAUGUUUGCCGACAAGGACGAAGACUCGAUCUUUGACAGCUUUAUGGAGCAAAAGUACUUUUCCGAAGACGCCGACGCCGACGACGACGUGCGCGACGACUUGUAG
Saprolegnia parasitica CBS 223.65 is the source of this 813-nucleotide messenger RNA. RefSeq lists its product as hypothetical. Gene Ontology annotation, biological process: post-translational protein targeting to membrane, translocation; intracellular signal transduction. The transcript is spliced from 2 exons. NCBI's taxonomy places the organism in Eukaryota, Oomycota, Saprolegniomycetes, Saprolegniales, Saprolegniaceae. Gene Ontology annotation, cellular component: endoplasmic reticulum membrane; endoplasmic reticulum. The record is from RefSeq and is a predicted model, not a curated record. Bases 1 to 813 code for a protein of 270 amino acids.